GUUAGGCAAGAGACAAGAAGGGAUUCAUGUCUUCUCUGAACUUCACCACCGCCUCCCACCCCCCCACUUUCCUCCUGCUUGGCAUCCCGGGCCUGGAGAAGGAGCAGUUCUGGAUUGCCUUCCCCUUCUGCAUCACGUACGCCUUAGGUGUGCUGGGGAACAUCAUCCUGCUCAUCGUCAUCAAGACAGAGCCAAGCCUGCAUGAGCCCAUGUACCUCUUUCUGGCCAUGCUGGCCUGCACUGACCUGGUCCUCCCUACAUCCAUGCUACCCAAAAUGCUCGCCAUCUUCUGGCGGGGCUCCAAGGAGAUUGGCUUUGUUGCCUGCCUUGUUCAGUUGUUUUUUGUCCACUGCUUCGCAAUUCUGGAGUCAGGCGUGCUCAUGGCCAUGGCCUUGGAUCGCUAUUUUGCCAUUUGCCAUCCCCUGCGGCACUCCAGCAUCCUCUCCACGCAGGUGGUGGCAGCUCUCGGGAGCCUGGUGCUGCUGCGUGGAGUCCUCAUGGUGAGUCCCACAUGCUUCCUGCUCCAUAGGCAGGACUUCUGCCAGCAUCAUGUCAUCUCCCAUUCCUACUGUGAACACAUGGCCGUGGUCAAGCUGGUAUGCGAGGACACCAGAGUCAAUGCUGCCUAUGGCAUCGCUGUGGCUUUUGCAGUGGCAGCUUUUGACCUUACUGUGAUCACCGUGUCCUACACUAUGAUUGUGCGGGAGGUUCUGAAGCUGCCAUCCUCAGACACACAGAUCAAGGCCUUUAACACAUGUGUAUCCCACAGCUGUGUCAUCCUUGUGUUUUACGUCCCUGCCCUAUUCACAUCUCUCACCCACCGCUUUGGACACAGCAUCCCUCAGCACGUCCAUAUACUGGUGGGCAACCUCUACAUGCUGGUGCCCCCCACAUUAAACCCCAUCAUUUAUGGGCUCAGAACCAAGCAACUCAGGGACAAGAUUGUUCUUCUCAUCCAGUGGAAGGGAACCUGACCUGUGUCUAUGUGCCACAAAUUGAACUCAUGAUUUAUAGGGAACCCUG
Messenger RNA from Numida meleagris (helmeted guineafowl), 1023 nucleotides. RefSeq names its product olfactory receptor 52R1-like. The transcript has a single exon. Gene Ontology annotation, biological process: G protein-coupled receptor signaling pathway. The record is from RefSeq and is a predicted model, not a curated record. NCBI's taxonomy places the organism in Eukaryota, Metazoa, Chordata, Aves, Galliformes, Numididae. Bases 27 to 974 code for a protein of 315 amino acids. Gene Ontology annotation, molecular function: olfactory receptor activity; G protein-coupled receptor activity. Gene Ontology annotation, cellular component: membrane.